AUGGCUGCAAAUCACAAUGGCAGGCCGGCUGCCGCUGCCGCUCCCAACGCGCCGCCUCCCUCUACGCUUGCCGCACAAUUGGUCGAGAAUAUUUCGGCUUCGUCCAAGUCCACGCGAUCCGAUGAAAACGCCGAGCUGAAGAGGCUAUUUGCCGUAAUCGAGAAGGUCAAAAACAAGCCUGAACUGCUAGAGACUGCCGAGCAGAGGACGGGUCACAAUCAUAUGCUCAUCUACGUCUACGCCCGCGUUGUCCUCGAAGGAAUCAAGCUCGACGAUCCGUUUGCCGACCGAAAUCACAUGCGAAACGAGGCGCUGAAGGCCAUAAACUUCUUGAAGGUCACAAUCGAGGAGACACCGAAUGUCUUGAACCAUACUACAGAUGGGAAACAAUUCGUUUUCCGCGGGGAGGAGCCUCUUUGGAUUUGGGUCUUCCCAAAGAUCCUUCGGUUACUGGGCCACUCUCGCUGCCUCGAGCUGACGGGAGACUUUGAGGGGUUCUUCCAAUUUGUGAUUCUCGUGGUUAUUCGUACGGGAUCAAUGUGGAAGCUUCUCCCGUCCAUGUUACUGUACUUGCGCGAGACCAGUAGGGCUCUCAUAAGCCACUUGCAAAAUAUGGCACCGAGUUCAACCGGAAAAGACGCUUCUGUAAACAUGACAUUGCCUUCGGAUGGUACACUGGAGCUCUUGUUAGGAAAGCCUGGCACCCUCUUUGUCCAACAGACCACAUAUACCGUCCAACAUGUCUCUCAGUGCAUACAUCAAGCAACGACGCUGACUUCGGCCUUGGCGCACCCCUCAAUCUUCAAAACUCCGAGUCUCGUGUCACGACCAACAUUGUCUCAGCUGGCACCGUGGCUUCUUGAUUCUUUGCUUUCCCUUCGUGCUGUACAGAACGCAUGGCAGGCGAUUGUGCCAAGGCCUCGAGCCGACUUGCUCAAAAUUGCUCUGAACCUGCUCUCUAAUAAGCCACGUCCUGGCAAGAAAUUUUUCGACUUAAAAAAGCCAUACGCUGUGCUAGCAGUACUCUGCGCUGAGCUCGCGGCACAUCCCGAAGAGAUACAGGGGACAAAUGAGUCGAGCGCGGCAGCGAGGAAGACGGUCUCGCUGGCGCUCAUCCGGCUGGCGCAAGCGUCGCUCGUAGAUAGAGAAAUCGGUAGACUAACAGCACCGAAGAUUGUCUGCCCUUUGGAGUACGAGAUCCCUUCACUCGCGACAAUUAGCGAUGCCCAUGAUUUCAUACUUUCCAUUCAAGUUCUGAAGCAAACAUCCGGAUCUAUCGUCCCGAAAGCCCUCGACUCUGAGACUCAACCCGCUUCUUUUAUCGACGCCGACUUGCGUCAGGCAGUGGAAGAGCUCGGUCUAGAAAAUCGUGCUACCGAGGAUGCAGAACCCGCUUCGAAGCGUCUCAAGGUGUCUUCAGAGGCUCCUGAACUCCGAGCGUUGAUCAAGCGUAUCUACGAAGUCUGUCAAGUGGACGAGGCUGAGGAAGCCGGAGGGCUGGAGCACAAUUUCCUGAACAAGUACAACGACCUCAGCGAAAAUAAUCAGUGUCGAGCUAUCGACCUGGUGGCCCGCAUAUGUUGUGCAGUGGACUUGGCAACAGUUGUUGACGGCGGUGCAAGCAUAGGGAGUCAUAACAGUAUAGGAUGCACGUUCUGCGAUGAUAAAUAUAGAGGCUCUCGAACCCUCGAUGUGACAACAGCCGCAGAAAAAAGGGAGGCCCAAUCUAUCUUUACGAAGCUCAUUCAUCUACCCAACUUCAAGGAGUCAAAGCGCCCGAGGAUCGUCGCGAUGAUCUCAGCCAGACGUAUUAUCAACCACGCUGACGUUACAGAACUCAUUGACCUCGAAACCUCUCCUCUGGGCCAAUGGUGUUUGCAAAGCUUGCAUAGCUCUAUCAGAGAGCUCAGAAUCGCUUCUGGACGUGCUCUUCCUUUGUUCCUGAGAGACAACAAUCUUGAGUCGCUUGACCCGACUCUGAUUAUUCGCAACCGAAAAAAUGCACUUAGUCUGCUCAAAGCCGCUUCCGAAAAAGAUGCAGCCAUAUUCCAUGAAAGCGGGAUCCUGGCCUGGGGCCAACUUGGACGGGUCGUGACUGGAGACGAGCUGAAUCUUGUUCUGCACAAGUUGCUUGAGUACCUCGGUAGUAUCAACAGUCUGAUUGCGUCAUGUGCGUUCAACGAGAUUCUCAACCUAGCAUCUGCCCUGAACACGACACCGCGUCGUCUGUUUGAACCCUUUUGGAGGAACCUUGCAUACUUCGCUGUUAAGGACAUGCAGGCUCGGCCGCAAAUUUGCCGCGCCAUUGCCGAUCUGUUGCAGAUAUCCGUCACCGAAUUUCUGCUGCUUAUCCAGUCCCAUGCCUUACCUUGGCUGGUAUUAAUGAAAAAGAAGGAGGUGAUUCAGAAAAUCGCCGAAGCGCGAGGAGAAAGGGACAUAUGGGUCCCUAUCCUGGACCCGGCCAAUGCUGGCUCGAUCAUUGCGCUUUUGCUCAUUCAGGAUGUUGGGAAUAUCGAGAAGUUUGUUAUGUCUAGGCUCGUUGAGGUGUCUUCUCACCUAGAGACAUUUACUUUGGUUGAGCUUGUGCAAUCCGAAGUCUGUUCGGUCGCGCUAGAGCUUUUCAAGGCUGCUGGGGAGGCGGAUGAAGCACGAAAGCCCCGAAUAAUCGAGGCAUUGGCAUCCUUCUGUUCAAUGAUGAUGGUCGCAAACAAAGAGUCAAAGCCGAAGAAGGGCAACACGAUUGGGAGAUAUUUACAAUCGUAUAUUCUUGGUCUCAUGGCUCGCCUUGCGGAUGUUAUCAAUGACAUGCCACUUGUCUUUCCUCCAGCCGAAGAACAGAGACGCUGCAUACGUGCCUUGGAGGAGAUGAUCAGACAUUGCAAAGCCUAUGUUCGGAUUGCACGCCCACAGAUUGCCGCAUGUCUUCUGUCAUCCCUCGCUCAGGAUGAUCUCAGAGAAGCCGCAUUCUCUUGCUGGGCGGCUCUGCUUACAUGUCUCGAGCCUGAAGACGUCGAGGUCUUGAUCGAGACUACAUUCUUCGUCAUCAGCCACUACUGGCCGCUCUUUAGUGAAUCCUCUCGACAAAUGGCCAAGACUUUGAUCCAGAAGUUGAUCACGGAAUUCAGUGACAGCCUUAAUGACUACAUCACCAAGCUACCUUCUUUGGGUCACAUCACAGAGUUGGCAGAUGUCGAAAAGGAGCUCAACGCGGCGCGUCCAGUCCUAGACAGCAGGACGGCAUUUGCCCUCUUUGCCGAGCGCACGUCUCACGAGAACUCGGGUGUCGUAUUACUGGCACUGACCGAACUCGAGGUCUACCUCAGACAGAGUGGAGGCUUCCUCCAGACUUCAGCCAUCAGCCAACAGCCUGACCCGGUCGUACCAAUGUUGAUACGAGCUUUGCUAGACUGUGCAGCAAAGUAUAGUGCUAUGCACCAGCUUGAAAUUGCCAGUCUUUGCACUCAAUGCAUUGGCCUGGUGGGCUGCCUCGACUCUAAUAGAGUGGAAGCACCGCGAGAGCAACAGUCGAUGGUCAUUUUGAGCAACUUUGAGAGUGCAGACGAGACGACAGACUUCGUGUUGUUCAUCUUGGGACAGAUCCUCGUCAAAGCUUUCUUGUCCACUACAGACACCAAACUCCAAGGUUUCCUUUCCUUUGCCAUGCAAGAGCUGCUCGACCGGGUGGAUAUCAAGGCUGCACUCGCUAUGAAAGGAACCGGAAUGCGGGAUGGUGGUGUCAUCUACAGAAAAUGGCUAACACUAUCGGAGAGUGACCGCACUGUCUUGACACCUUUCCUUACCUCCAGAUAUCUUUUGACACCUAUGAACGUGGUCCCAGUCGAGUAUCCUAUCUUCCGCCCGGGAAAGCCCUACGGCAACUGGAUGCGCUCAUUCAGCAUGGAUCUCUUGGGUAAGGGGCAAAAUGGGCACGCGGAUCUCAUCUUCGAACCAUUGUGUCGCACUAUCAAGGUCAAGGACUUGGCUGUUGCUGAGUUUCUGCUGCCAUACCUCGUGCUUCAUGUCAUUGUAGGUCACCGGAGCACGCGAAAGGAUCGAGACAACGUCAUUGGAGAGCUCGUUGGCAUUCUUCAGCACCAGCCCGCCGAGGACGCGCCCUAUUCGGAACGGGAAGAUAUGAAGCUGUACUGCGAGGCGGUCUUCAGAGCUCUCGACUACGCGAGUAGAUGGCUCCAAGAGAAGGACGCAAGACGCAAAAAUGACGAUGAUCUGCCCGCAAUAGGACGUGUUCAGGAAUUGCUCAACACCAUCCCGCCAGUGCUCAUCUCUCAACGUGCGAUGGACUGUAGAGAGUACCCCCGCGCGCUCUUUCACCUCGAGCAGCAUGCCCAGCAAAUGGAGGUUGAGAACAGCGAUCCAAGGCAGAAAACUUUGCUACUUGAGCAGCUGCAGGAUAUCUAUACCCAGAUUGACGAACCUGACGGGCUAGAAGGAAUUUCCGCUCAUCUGCACGUUUUGGAUAUCAAUCAGCAGAUUCUCAGUCACAAGAAGGCAGGCAGAUAUACCGCAGCUCAAACUUGGUACGAAAUUAAGCUGGCAGAAGAGCCUGAUAAUAUUGAUGUGCAGAUUGAUUUGCUAAAUUGUCUAAAGCAGUCCGGCCAACACGAUGUUUUGCUCAAUUAUGUCGAAGGCAUGCGAACAGAGCCUUCGACAGAAAACAAGAUUGUUCCGUACGCAGUUGAAGCAGCGUGGGCUACGAGGAGAUGGGAUACUUUGAACAAGUAUACUGCUCGAUUCCAUGGCAGCCCUCUGGAAGACUUCAACGUCGGCAUCGCCAAGCUAUUUAACGCUCUACAGAGAAGGGGGGCCGGCAGCGAUACAUUCCCCGAAAUGCUGCAGAGUAUGAGAGAGAAGAUCGCCUCCGCCAUGACACACGUGGCAACAUCAUCUUUGCAGGCUUGCCACGACCUACGACUUAGGUGCCAUGUCCUUACUGACCUCGAGAUCAUUGCUGGAACUCAAGCUUCGGAGGGCGAUGCACACCAGGAGGUUCUAACGAUGCUCAACCGUCGCCUUGAGGUUCUUGGGGCGCCCAAGUUUUCCGAUCUUGACAUAUCUUCGUUGUGGCUCUCAAGCGCUCGGUUGGCCAGGAAAGCCAAUUCAACCCACCAAUCGUUCAAUGCCGUGCUACAUGCUUCCCAACUUGGCGACGGAGCUGCGGUCAUUGAGAAUGCUCGGCUUCUGUGGAAGGAUGGCCACACACGCAAGGCCAUCCAAGUUUUGCAAGGAGCCAUUGAAUCAAAAAACUUCAUGACGCAGACCAACAGUUCCUCUUCUAUUCGUGGCAUGGAUGCUCAGCAAAGGCAAUUGACGGCCAGGGCUCAACUGAUGCUCGCCAAAUGGCUAGAUGCUGCCGGUCAGACCAACCAUCUGACACUGCGUGAGAAAUAUCAACAACCCCCUCUCACAGCUAGCGCCUGGGAAAAGGGCCACUACUACCUGGGGCGAUACUACAAGAAGGUACUGGAAUCUGAGAAGACGCUCAAGGCAGACGAUCAAACCGACCCCUGCAUUCAGGGCGAAUACACCAGGCUCGUCGUCGAAAAUUACCUUCGGUCUUUAAACUACGGCACCAAAUAUCUCUACCAGACCAUGCCAAGAAUUCUUACACUGUGGCUUGAGUUCGGAGCGCAAGUUGACAAGGCCCCCGAAGGCAAGGUUUCACUGUCUCGUGAGCUCCAUAGGAGGCGAACGGAUCAGUUGAACCUCCUUCACCGGUUCCUCGACAAGUCCAUAGCCCGAUUACCAGCAUACAUAUUCUACACGGCACUUCCACAAGUUGUCGCAAGAAUCGCUCAUCAAAACAAAGAUGUCUAUGAGCGUUUGACGAAUAUAGUCAUCAAGGUUGUGCAAUCCCACCCUCGGCAAGCUCUUUGGAGUCUAUUUGGAAUCAUGACAACGAGACAAACCUCAGAACGUCGGGUAAGGGGUCAACAAAUCUUGCAGGCCUUGAAGGGAGUCACCAAGAAAGUUGACGGGAGCAACUAUGAGCUCAGGCAGCUCUUGAGGAUGGGUGAGAAGCUCGCAGAGCAACUCCUAUUGGCUUGCAACAACGGCGAUUUCCAAAGCAACAGGACGACCGUAGCGAGCAUCACGCGCGAUCUAAACUUCAACCACAAGUGCACCCCUUGCCCUCUGGUGGUGCCCAUCGAGUCGUGUCUGACGGCUGCCUUGCCGACACUGACUGACAAUGUCAAAACCCACAAGGCGUUCUCGCGAGACGUCAUUACCAUCGACUCCUUCCUGGACGAGGUACUGGUUCUGGGAUCUUUGGCCAAGCCGCGCCGACUGACCGCACGCGGAACGGACGGAAAGAGCUACAUGCUUAUGAUCAAACCCAAGGAUGAUCUACGCACCGACCAGCGUCUGAUGGAGUUCAACAGCAUGAUCAACAGAUCGCUGAAGCGAGAUCCUGAGGCUAGCAGACGCCAGUUGUACAUUAAAACGUAUGCUGUCGUGCCUCUGAACGAGGAGUGCGGUAUCAUCGAAUGGGUUGAUGGGCUGAAGACACUGCGCGAGAUUCUCUUGGAUCAGUAUAAAUCCCGCCAGGUACACCCCGACUACAAUCAGAUCAAGCGGAUGAUGGCUGAGGCGGUGACGGGACCGAACAACAUCAAGAUGUUCACCGAAGGCGUUUUGGGCACGUUCCCGCCCGUGCUGCAGCACUGGUUCGUCCAGCGUUUCCCUCACCCUUCGACUUGGUUCUCUGCGCGGCUCAAGUACACCCGGUCCUGCGCCGUCAUGUCGAUGGUGGGUACAAUCCUAGGACUUGGCGACCGACACGGUGAGAACGUCUUGCUGGAGCGCGAUAAUGGCGGCAUCUUCCACGUGGACUUCAACUGCCUCUUCGACAAGGGCUUGACGUUUGCGCAGCCAGAGAAGGUGCCGUUCCGCCUGACGCACAAUAUGGUGGCGGCAAUGGGUAUCUACGGAUACGAGGGUCCCUUCCGGCACUGCAGCGAGCUGACCUUGGGGAUUUUGCGACAGCAGGAGGAGACGCUGAUGACGAUUCUUGAGGCGUUUAUUUACGAUCCCACGCUGGAUCUACAAAAGGAGAAGAAGACGAGCCGUCGGCAGGACGGGGCGCCUAGGAUGCAGCCGCAGCUUGUUGUUGACAGCAUCAAGCGCAAAGUUAAGGGGCUGAUGGGUCAGGACACGAUCCCGUUGGGGGUGGAGGGCCAGGUAGAGGAAUUAAUCAAGCAGGCUGCUGAUCCGAGAAACCUGGCGGCCAUGUAUAUCGGAUGGUGCCCAUUCUUACGCACUGAAGCACAGGAGCUUUGGGCAGCUAAAAUGGGCCCGGCAGGCAGAAGACGGGAGAAAUUGUCACUGCCCACCUCUCAACCAACGUCACUCCUCUGUUCUUUCCCUUCCUCGGACAGCUUGAGGUGCUUCUUCCCAAAUCUGGCAUUAACCACCUCACCUCCCUCUCAUUUCUUCUUCUUCCAGACACCUCCGUUCACUCUUUUCACUUUCUUCGAGAGUACACUUUUCCAUAUUCAAUCGCUCUUCAAACCUAUCGUCAAAAUGCCUGACUACCGCAUUGAGGUCUCGCCCAAUAACCGCGCCGGAUGCACCGAUGGCGUGUGCAAGAAGGCCGCGGCCAAAUGCUUGAAAGGUUCCCUUCGCUUCGGCACAUGGACCAAGAUUAUGGAUCAUGAGUCCUUCAAGUGGAAGCAUUGGGGAUGUGUUUCUGGAGAGCAGAUGCAGCACGUCCGGGAGCUUUGUGAGAGGAACGGAAAGUUCGACUUUGACGCCUUUGACGGCUAUGAUGAGAUGGGCGAUCACCCUGAUCUUCAGGCCAAGAUUCGCAGCGCUAUAGAGCAGGGCCAUAUUGACGCCGAGGACUUCAACGGUGACCCCUGGAUGAACAAGCUCGGCCAGCGCGGCAUUCGCGGCAAGAAGCCCAAGGACUGGGAUGACGGCGAGGAGGAAGAUGAGGAUGAAGCCCCCGCUAAGGGUAAGAAGCGCGGUCGCAAGGCCGCUGACGACGUGGAAGAGGAGAAGCCCAAGGCUAAGCGCACCAAGAAGGCCGCCGCCAAGGCCAAGACUGAGGACGAGGAAGAAGAGAAGCCCAAGCCAAAGGCCAAGCGCGGUGCUCGCAAGUCCGCUAUCAAGGAGGAGGAAUCCGAUGAUGGGGAGCCGAUAGCGGCUCCCAAGCUCAAGCGUGGUCCCGCCAAGAAGGCUGCUGCUGUUAAGAAGGAAGAGUCUGAUGCCGAAGAGGCGGAAGAGGCUCCCAAGCCUAAGCGUGGUGCCGUCAAAAAAGCUGCCCCCAAGAAAGCAGCCAAGAAGGUGAAGGCGGAGGAGAGCGAGGAGGAGGUUUCUGCUGCCGAGCCCGAGACUAACCCCGAAUCCGAGGAAGAGGAGAAGCCCGCGCCUCAAAAGGCCAAGGCGGCACCCAAGGGUCGCAAGAAGGCUGCUCCUGCUGCUGAGGCGGAGAAGCCCAAGUCGACGCGGGCCAGUCGUUCUCGCAAGUGA
This is a messenger RNA of Colletotrichum paranaense, 8493 nucleotides long. Its product is annotated as phosphatidylinositol 3. The transcript has 17 exons. Lineage: Eukaryota; Fungi; Ascomycota; Sordariomycetes; Glomerellales; Glomerellaceae. Gene Ontology annotation, cellular component: nucleus. Gene Ontology annotation, biological process: protein phosphorylation; DNA damage checkpoint signaling; telomere maintenance. Gene Ontology annotation, molecular function: protein serine/threonine kinase activity; DNA binding; protein binding. The coding region runs from base 1 to 8493 and encodes 2830 amino acids. The record is from RefSeq and is a predicted model, not a curated record.